This is a messenger RNA of Centrocercus urophasianus (Greater sage-grouse), 435 nucleotides long. RefSeq names its product FANCD2 opposite strand (gene FANCD2OS). NCBI's taxonomy places the organism in Eukaryota, Metazoa, Chordata, Aves, Galliformes, Phasianidae. The record is from RefSeq and is a predicted model, not a curated record. The transcript has a single exon. Bases 1 to 435 code for a protein of 144 amino acids.
AUGGCGGACGGUUACCGGCUGUGGGCUCCCUCGCCCUUGGACGAGUCGCUGGGCUGGCUGCGGGGAACGCGGCCGCAACCUCCGCCCGCCGCCUCGGCGCACCCAUUCCGCUGGGCCGGCCUGCAGGCGGCAGCGGGCGGGCAGCGGGGCGGCGGGGCCGCGUUGCCGCGGCCGCAAGCCGUGAGGUUGCAGAGCCUCGACGCCGUCUUCGAGCGGCUGGUGACGGCGCAGCCGCCGCGCCGGAUCGGCGUCCUGCGCGUUUCGGAGCGCUCGGCUUUCUGCAGGGUGGUCGACCCGCGGCGGUGGCGGGCCCGCGGGCUGCGGGAGGCGGAAGCGAGGGUGGUCGCCGCCAUGUGCCAGCAGAUGAUGCGCGCCAUCCUGCUGCUGUACGCCGCCUACAAGAAGUGCGCCUUCGUCCUGCAGCACGCCCACUGA